AGUGUUGCUACUGAUCAACUGUCGCGCCAGUUGGCUCUGUACGCACAGUCACUUCAGCAGGUCACUGAGCUGCUCAAUUUGAAUGAACCUGUAAACACCCAACGUGACGCCUUUGUCGCGGAGUAUCGUCGGAUCGCGGAUCAACAUCAUCGUGAACUAUUGUCUAGGCGCUAUUUUAUUGAAGACAAGAAGGAACAGUUGGAAAAGCUACAAGAGGAACGAGCUAAGCUCAUUGAGCAAGAAGAACAGCGCAUUGCCGAAGAGAAGAGGGAACUGUUGAAGCAGGAUAUUGAGCAGCUGAAGCGCGAAGAGCUUGAACGUGAGCGCCUGAAGAGCGAGGAGGAGAAGACGCGUUUGCGACGCAAGAUCGCCCUGGAACGCCUUACUCUUAUUAUGCGCUCAGACGAGAAUGGUCUGAAUGCUCUAAAGGAUAUCACAGAUGAGCAACUUGAUCAGUUCAAUGCAGACUCCAUCAUGGAGAAGAAGAUUACGGAAGUUGCGAAGAAACGCCGCGAUCUCCUGGAAAAGGCCACCGCGCGCGCCAGGAAGGUGGAUCACCUGACUCGUGCAAUGCGUUUGGAGGAGAUACCUCUGUUGCGCGAGGCUGCGAUCGCUGAGGAACGUGAGCGUAGAGAACUUUAUGAAAAGGCUCAGCAAGAGGCCGAGGAUCAAUCGCGAAAGGAACAUGAGAACCGGCUGAAAAAUCGGAGUCGACUGAAGCGCAUGGAAGGGGAUGUGAAGCCUUUAUAUAAGGCCCUGAAGGACAUGGCCACGAAGAAAUACCAAGAGGAACUAGCAGAAUGGGAAAAACAGUGCAAUCAAGUGCGUGCUGAGCGGCUGGCCGAGCGCCAAGCAAAAUUGGAGGCCGAGAAGCGUGCAGCCGAG
Molecule: messenger RNA, 885 nt
Organism: Dibothriocephalus latus
Lineage: Eukaryota; Metazoa; Platyhelminthes; Cestoda; Diphyllobothriidea; Diphyllobothriidae
Source: the annotation of a GenBank genome assembly